AUGUAUGCUGAGAAUGGAGCCGAGAUCAUUUUCAAUCCUUCUGCAGAAACAGUUGAGAAUAGAAGUGAACCAAUCUGGGGAAUAGAAGGCCGCAAUGCAGCUGUCACUAAUCACUGCUACACAGUUUCGAUUAACAGAGUUGGGAAGGAGUCAUUUCCAAAUGAAUUUACUUCCGGAGAUCGUCGACCAGGUCACAAAGAGAGCGGUCAAUACUACGGCAGCGCUUAUGUUGCUGCUCCAGAUGGUAGUCGCACACCGGGACUAUCGCGAAUAAAAGAUGGCAUCCUCAUUGCUGAAAUUGAUCUGAAUCUAUGCAGACAAACGAAGGACUCGCUUUGUUUCAAAAUGACACAGCGCUUGGAUAUGUAUGCUAAAUGCCUUGCAGCAGUCGCUGAUCCUUGUUAUAAGCCGGACAUCCAUCGCGAAAAGUAA
This is a messenger RNA of Strongylus vulgaris, 432 nucleotides long. Lineage: Eukaryota; Metazoa; Nematoda; Chromadorea; Rhabditida; Strongylidae. The record is from the annotation of a GenBank genome assembly.